Messenger RNA from Cylicostephanus goldi, 1392 nucleotides. Lineage: Eukaryota; Metazoa; Nematoda; Chromadorea; Rhabditida; Strongylidae. The record is from the annotation of a GenBank genome assembly.
AUGGAAAUUGUGGAUACAAUACAAAACCUCAAUGAAUAUUGGGGUCCGCCUGCACAGAACUGGUUUGAUUACUUUGUAGAUGCCUCAAAGCUCGCGGAUUUGCUGGCGAAACCAGGCAAUCAAGAAACUGUCGGUCGAUUAGCUAUACAGUUUGCCGAACAAGCUGCUUCUACACAGAAAGAGGGUGAAAUGAUGAUGGCUAAAGGCUUUUCGAAUGAAGAUAUACAGUUUGCCGAGAGAAAAGCAGCUUGCCUCAUAUUGUGUGCCAUGGCGUGUUUCGCCUACAUUGAGUGGGAUAUAGAGUAUUUAAUUGAUAAAUAUAACGAGAUUUUGUCCGUUCGGAUAUUGAUAGAGAAUUUAUUGGGAUUAUGUCGAAGCAGUGAAACGCCUUCAGACGCUCAGUUUGCUGAGUAUCUUUUCGCCAAAUGGGCUAUGGCUGUGGAUCGUCGGUAUCGUUUACCUCCUCCUCCGGCUAAGCAGACCGUAAACAACCCGCUAUUAGUUCCCGACCUGCAGUUGACUAAACAUGAGAAUAUUCGCAAGAUGGUAGUUGAUACACGAACAUGGUUUCCGCAGGUCAUUUCCUCAUUAGAAAAGUUCAUUGCCGAAGCUAAAGACCUGAGUGUGCCUGGAGUAAACUGCUUUCUUACGCCAUUCUUGGAGAAAGGAGGCAUGUCUUUGGGAGUUGGUAUCGCUGGUAUGAAUGUACUAUGCAUGUGGGCACCACGCCCGGUCUUUAGCUUGUCUACCGUCACUUUAACAGGAGCUGAGAUAGUCAGCGCAUGUCGGUUUGAACUGCUUCGUUUUCAUUUUGCUAAUGGUGCAAUGGAUACAGCUUUAGAACUGCUCAAACAGAUCACACUACCCACAAGCACAUCACCGCUAGUAAUGAUAGACAGGAAGGAGCUGAAUGGUUACUACCUGGCUCUCAAUGUACCUUCACCCAUGCCUCCGGUACCGAUCGGUGCGAAGGAUUUCAUACCGGAUCAGAAGCUCCUCACUGACGACACAUCUACGUUCCGGCGCUUGCGAGUUUGGAGACAGCGUGCUGUCACGAGAACAAGCGGUCAGCUGCAAGUCGCAUUUCGUUCUGAAAACGUAGCUAAAGAUGUACUAGAAGGUCGGGCUACUUCAGUACGACAGCGUCUAUUGGAGAAAAUCAUACAACAACGAUUCAUCAAGUCAUUGCAACGACAGAUAUCCAAUGUGCGAGACGUUGUGGUUCGACGAAGGAUAGACGCGCUUCUGAUCUUCCUAUGUGCUACGGUAGCAGGAAUGCGAGAAGAACUAUUGCGAUGUGGCUGGGAUACACCAUCCAGACUACGUUCGCUUGCUUCGCAAGCACCGAAGACGGUCACGCCUCCAGUGAGCGCGCAGAUUGUAAAAAGUUAG